Molecule: messenger RNA, 3127 nt
Organism: Prunus avium (sweet cherry)
Lineage: Eukaryota; Viridiplantae; Streptophyta; Magnoliopsida; Rosales; Rosaceae
Source: RefSeq, a predicted model, not a curated record
CUUUAGAAUCCUAAUUGAAUACACCCCCCUAAAAGUCCAUAAACCUUUUAUUUUCAAAGGCCAUUCCAUAACCCUACUUCACCUCUCUCACUCCACUUCACUUUCUUUGAGCCGCCUUCUCCCUUCUCUCUUCAACAACUCUUUCUCUUAUUCUUCUUCUUCUCAGCAUCAUCUCCUCUCUCUCUCUCAUUCAUUUUCAUCCUGGCAAACCUACCCAACCCUGAUCUCGUAUUUGAAGCUCAAAUUAUUGGUUCUUGAUUUUUCAUUUGGGCGUUAUAUAAUCCACCAAAGUGAUGGUCCGGCCCCAUCACAUGAAAAGCUUUGCUCUGAGAGCUGCUUUGGAUGAGGUAUCUGCUCUUGACCCACCUCCUCCUUCGUCUUCUGGAAGUAAGCGCAAACCAACCCUGAGUUCGUAGCGUCUUUGAAGCUCAAAUUGUUGAGCUGUUUCUGGAGUAAAUAGAUGUCUUGCAGCAUCUGAAGAUGAUCUACAAAAGCUUUGCUCUGAGAGCUGCUUUGGACAAGGUCUUUGUUCUUGACCCACAUCUUCCUUCACUUCUGGAAGUAAACACACACCCAACCCCGAGCUCGUAGCAUCUUUGAAGCUCAAAUUAUUGAGCUGUUUCUGGACUGAAUAGAUGUCUUGCAGCAUCUGAAGAUGAUCUACAAAAGCUUUGCUCUGAGAGUUGCUUUGGAUGAGUUAUCUGCUCUUGACCCACCUCCUCCUUCAUCUUCUAGAAGUAAGCGCAAACCAACCCUGAGUUCGUAGCGUCUUUGAAGCUCAAAUUGUUGGUUGGUUGGCCUGGUUGCAGGGCAAUGAUGGAAGAGGCCGGUCUACCGUUGGAGAUUAUCUGGAGGCUUCGAUUUUUAUAGGAGUGGUGUGUGUUGGUCUUCUUCUUCAGAUCGAACUCCAGCUUUCUCUCUGUUUCAGUCUCUUUCUCUAAUUCUCAGACAUGGGUACUUUCAAGCCAUCUUUCCAGCUGCGCUUCAUCCUUCUUCUCAUCGCACGGGUUUAUCUCAAAGGGAUUUCUAGGUUUCAUAAAAAAAGGGAGGAAGAUCUAAGGAAAAAGAACUGGAGUAAUCAAUAUGAGAACCCCCAGUCUGCUCAUCAAUCUGCAUUCCUCAACCUCGCUCUUCCUGGCCAACAUCCCAACCCAGAAGUUGUUGUUCAAGAAGUUCAUAGGAAGGUUUAUGCUUCUUUGGCAAGAAGGCAAAUGCUGCAAGGAACCCAAAAAUACCAGGACUCUUCAUGCCUAAUAGGAAACCCAAUAGAUGACUGUUGGGAAUGUGACCCAAAUUGGCCAGACAACAGGCAGAACUUAGCAGAUUGUGCAAUUGGGUUUGGCCAAUAUGCUCUUGGAGGCAAAGGUGGUGAGUAUGAUGUUGUCACAGACUCUUCUAAUGAUGAUGCUGUGAAUCCAAGGCCAGGCACUCUGAGAUAUGCUGUGAUACAGACUGAGCCUCUAUGGAUUGUGUUCCCUGGCAACAUGCUCAUCAAGCUCUCCCAAGAGCUCAUCUUCAACAGCUGCAAGACCCUUAAUGGCAGUGGAGCCAAUGUCCACAUUGUGGGUGGUGGCUGCAUCACAUUGCAGUUCAUAAGCAAUGUCAUCAUCCACAAUGUGCAUAUCCACCACUGUUAUCCGUCAGGAUUUUGAUCCAUUCCAUGCAGGUGACGCUAAUGUGUGUUCAAGCCCAACCCACUACGGCUACCGCACAAAAUCAGACGGAUUUUGAUCUCAAGGAAACUGACCUUUUGGACUUUAUUUACUCUGUUUAAAAUUGGCUUUCUGAAAGGGAAGAUUUGAAUGACUGAUGAAACAGAGAAUAUGAUUAUAUGUCAAAUAUUAUAUUGUUGUUUUUCAAAUAGCAUUCGUCUUCUGGCUGCUCCUAUCCAUAUAUAUAAUGACAAAUAGCAUAUUUGGAUAAUCAAAUUUGUUCUUUUUCUUCCUUUUCAAAGUUACUAGGUUUAAUUGUAACCGAAAAAAAAAGUUACUAGGUUUAAUUUGUGCUUCCACACAAUAUAUAAUUUAUUCUCCAUUUAGUUUAACAAACUUAUUAACGGCACUCUCUGCAUAUUUUCAGGAUUGAUAAUCAAAUACAAGGCGAUUUCAAUCCAUCUUUCGUUAUCUUCUUGAGGAUGUUGCUUUGGAGCCCAAAGGGUUGAAUAAAAUCCCUGUAGGUCAUGAGUUCAUGCUUUUUUUUAACUUUUACAGGGAACUUUUUACUUGAUGUGGAUAACUAUCAUUCUAGCCAUGACAUUGAUUGAGGAGCCAAUAUAUUUAGCAUUGGAAUUUAAAAUUAACUUUAGAAUUCUUCAUUAGUUCUCAGGUCCAGUGAGAUCUAUUUCUUUUACUUUCGAGGUUUAUAUUUUUUUAUAACUCAGGUGGGUUUUCUGGUAACGCAGCUUCAGCCCCAAAAAUCAAGAAAUUGUGAAUUCUCCAGUAAUGUGUUGAUUCAUGCAGUUGACAAACUCGGGAGCUUCUUAAGGCAAUUUCCUCUUUUUCCAAAUGCGUUUCAGGCCUGAGUCAUUGGGUAUUAUUUUUGGAAUUGUUUUCUUGGUCUUGGGAAUCUUAUUCCAGUAUUUCAACUUCACUGCAGAUUCAAAUAGUUAAAACCUCUACAGAGGACAAGAAAGAACAUAAGCCACCUCUACAGCAGAGCUAACAAGAGAAAGAACCCCUUCUAACAGAGAUCAAGGCAGAAAAAUCCUCUUCCACCACCCAGUAGCAUAUAUAUAAAGACCUAUCCAAACUCUUUUGAACAAUGAGCUGCUCAAUAUUGUCGAUAUUUUGAUGUUUUGAAUGCUACUUGAUUUAUUAAAAUAUGGUCAGUAUUUUAAUCAUGACAAACAGCAUAAAAAACAUGUUAUUAUCCUAUUUUUUGUAACUUAGACUUGCUAAACAAAGCAUGAUGCCACUAUUUAGAUCUCCAUGUCUAUAUAAAUAGUACCGUCUUUCCUACACAUUUCACACGGUUUUAAAACCCGCUGCAUCGCGCGGGCACCAUUGCUAGUUGAUUACGAUUUGAGUAUUUUGAUUGUUUUCCACAUGGUUAAAGCCUACAAGUUUUGAGUCUGAGGCAAGAAGGAAAAGAAGGAAAAGAAGGAGAAGAAGAAAGAUGGAGGAGGAGA